AUGCAGCCGAAAUAUGUGGAUCCGAAUGAAUGGCUGGCUGCCAAUACCCUUGAUUUUUUCCACUACAUCAACAUGUUUUUUGGAUCCGUGAGCGAUUUCUGUACCCCUGCAUCGUGUCCUAUAAUGCAUGCUGGAGCAGCAUGCGAGUAUACAUGGGUGGAUAGUCAAAAGCGUAGUGUGAAACUCGCAGCACCACAGUAUAUUGACUAUGCAAUGGCGUGGAUUCAGAGUGUGCUGAAUGAUGAAUCGGUUUUUCCUACUAAAGCAGAUGUAGAGUUUCCCAAAGAUUUUCGUGCAACAGUGCGACUUAUCUUCAAGCAACUGUUCCGUGUCAUGGCUCAUAUCUACCAUGCACACUACGACACCAUUUUGCAUCUCUCAUCAGAGGCUCAUCUCAACACUCUGCUGGCACACUAUAUUUGCUUUGGACGGGACUUUGAUUUGAUUGACAAAAAGGACACGGCACCCAUGGCAGAUUAUAUUUUAUUGCUCGAGGAAAUGGGACGAAUAUAA
Messenger RNA from Batrachochytrium dendrobatidis JAM81, 513 nucleotides. RefSeq lists its product as uncharacterized. The record is from RefSeq and is a predicted model, not a curated record. Gene Ontology annotation, molecular function: protein kinase activator activity. The coding region runs from base 1 to 513 and encodes 170 amino acids. Gene Ontology annotation, biological process: cell division; signal transduction; positive regulation of protein phosphorylation. The transcript is spliced from 5 exons. Gene Ontology annotation, cellular component: cytoplasm; nucleus. Lineage: Eukaryota; Fungi; Chytridiomycota; Chytridiomycetes; Rhizophydiales.